AGCCCGACCUCACCAGGAGAACAUGCAGCUCGGCACUGGGCUCCUGCUGGCCGCCGUCCUGAGCCUGCAGCUGGCUGCAGCCGAAGCCAUAUGGUGUCACCAGUGCACGGGCUUCGGAGGGUGCUCCCAUGGAUCCAGAUGCCUGAGGGACUCCACCCACUGUGUCACCACUGCCACCCGGGUCCUCAGCAACACCGAGGAUUUGCCUCUGGUCACCAAGAUGUGCCACAUAGGCUGCCCCGAUAUCCCCAGCCUGGGCCUGGGCCCCUACGUAUCCAUCGCUUGCUGCCAGACCAGCCUCUGCAACCAUGACUGACGGCUGCCCUCCUCCAGGCCCCCGGACGCUCAGCCCCCACAGCCCCCACAGCCUGGCGCCAGGGCUCACAGCUGCCCCUCCCUCGAGACUGGCCAGCCCACCUCUCCCGGCCUCUGCAGCCACCGUCCAGCACCGCUUGUCCUAGGGAAGUCCUGCGUGGAGUCUUGCCUCAAUCUGCUGCCGUCCAAGCCUGGGGCCCAUCGUGCCUGCCGCCCCUUCAGGUCCCGACCUCCCCACAAUAAAAUGUGAUUGGAUCGUGUGGUACAA
Homo sapiens (human) is the source of this 583-nucleotide messenger RNA. RefSeq names its product secreted LY6/PLAUR domain containing 2 (gene SLURP2). The record is from RefSeq and is marked reviewed. The coding region runs from base 23 to 316 and encodes 97 amino acids. The transcript is spliced from 3 exons. NCBI's taxonomy places the organism in Eukaryota, Metazoa, Chordata, Mammalia, Primates, Hominidae. Gene Ontology annotation, cellular component: extracellular region; synapse.